Messenger RNA from Topomyia yanbarensis, 2148 nucleotides. RefSeq names its product ras-related protein Rab-11B (gene Rab11). Gene Ontology annotation, cellular component: recycling endosome. The transcript is spliced from 5 exons. Gene Ontology annotation, biological process: exocytosis. NCBI's taxonomy places the organism in Eukaryota, Metazoa, Arthropoda, Insecta, Diptera, Culicidae. Gene Ontology annotation, molecular function: GTPase activity; GTP binding. The record is from RefSeq and is a predicted model, not a curated record. Bases 496 to 1143 code for a protein of 215 amino acids.
CGAACUGUCCAGCCGACAUUUUGUUUCUCAUCGCAGCCAACCGCAACGUCUCUUUACGAACAAACUCCUGCUGGUGCUGGCUGUUUCAUACGGCCGGAGUUUUCGAAGAUUCUGUGUGGCUCUCAUCCGUAGGAAUCAACUCCGUCGGUCGUCGUCGGACUGUGUAUAGUGUCUCGGUGAUCGGAAUUGAACGCGACAUCCCCGACGGUCACUGCGGACGUGUCGGCCAAAAAUUGCGGACGGAAAAAUAGUGCUGAAAGUGUUCAUUUUUUCUUUCUUCCUGCUGCGUUGGAAGUAGCCUCUCUGGGAAGUAGUGCUGCUAUGUAGUGUCGGACCGUGGCCUAAGCUGAAGAGGAAAAUUUGGCCCCUUGCUUGCUCCUAAGCCCAAUUUGUUCUGCGAUAUCGAUAGAAACAGGCGAAAAAGCAGCCAUCUAGUGGAUUUAUUCGGGUUUGGAAGGAACAAAGAACUAGUUAGAAGUUGUCGGAAUAUCAACAAUGGGUACUCGCGACGAUGAAUACGACUAUUUAUUUAAAGUUGUACUGAUUGGGGACUCCGGUGUCGGAAAAAGUAAUCUACUAUCGAGAUUCACGAGGAAUGAGUUCAACUUGGAAUCAAAGUCAACCAUCGGCGUAGAGUUUGCCACCAGAAGUAUAGAGGUUGACGGUAAAACAAUCAAAGCCCAAAUAUGGGACACAGCCGGACAGGAGCGCUAUCGGGCGAUUACGUCGGCCUACUACCGGGGAGCGGUUGGGGCGCUGCUUGUGUACGACAUCGCGAAACAUCUGACGUACGAGAACGUGGAGCGGUGGCUGCGCGAACUGCGUGACCACGCCGAUCAGAACAUUGUGAUUAUGCUGGUCGGCAACAAGAGCGACCUGCGGCAUCUGCGUGCGGUGCCCACCGACGAGGCGAAAGGUUUCGCCGAGAGAAACGGCCUCAGCUUCAUUGAAACGUCAGCGCUCGAUUCGACUAAUGUUGAAACUGCAUUCCAGAAUAUACUCACAGAAAUUUACCGGAUUGUGUCGCAGAAGCAAAUACGGGACCCGCCGGAAGGCAGCGUGAUCAGACCGAACCUGGAGAACAUCGACGUGAAGCCGACGAACCCAGCGACCGAUUCGGUGCGAAAACAGUGUUGCCAGUGACCGCCACAAGCAGAGCCGACGCGAUCUGCUAUUAGUUCUGCUGCUGAAGCAACAAUAAAAACUAGAACUGCUACUGCAACUUCAUCUAUUACAACUAACACUACUGCUAUUAUUAUUAUUGCAGCAGCGAUCAUCGUCAGUAGAAUCAGCAAGGAGAUAUUUCUCAAUAAUAAUAAUAGUUUCGGUAAUGUGCUUUUGAUUUGAACAAAACCAACCAAGAUAAUUCAAAUGAAAUGUUAUAACAAACACCUUAUCUAAAACACACAAAAUAAAGUAGUCGAAUUGGGAAAUAAGAUAAAAAAAAUCAGCUAAUCAAAUAACGCAAACUACUAUUAUCCCUCCUUACAAAUUGAAUAACAAAUAACUUUCAGCGGUACUAGAUGUCAAAUUUUCAGAUGAAUUGUCGAAGAAGUUUAACGCAACCUACCUAAAACUUGUUGUUUGAGAACCACAGAGUGCUAUUUCCAUUUUCGCAUGUUUUUUGAUUAGGUCUGUUCCCAACACGAAUCCAACAAAAAAAAAAAAGAAGAAAGUUAAAACAAGCCAUUGACGUUAUUUUCAUUUCGAUGGACUGGAAAGAAUUGAUGUUCUUGCACUGAAACAAAAACUAUAGUACACCUAUAAACAAAAAUACAAACACACGUACACCUAGGAAUACGCUCGUUUGCAUUAUUCGAUGGGCUAAUAGAACUAUUUCGGAAUUAUUUUUAAAAUGAGCAAAUGAACCGGUUUGAAACACCUUCGCCGAUAGCAGAGCUGCUACAGUAAUAGAAAAAGGAAUCCACGCAAGAGGCCAGCUAGUAGAAAAUUUCGCUUAAUAGAAAAAAAUGCCGCUUGACUGCAAGGAAUCAAUCAAGCUACGCAACAAUUUUGUGUUUUAACUAAAGAUCAAUGCUGACCUUGAACACGCAAAACAUAUAGGUGAUAUGCUGAGAGGGAAGAACUUUAUUUUAAUGACCAUUAUGAUCAAAAGAUGAAAAAAUAAAAGUUACUUGGAAAAACAAA